Molecule: messenger RNA, 3404 nt
Organism: Labeo rohita (rohu)
Lineage: Eukaryota; Metazoa; Chordata; Actinopteri; Cypriniformes; Cyprinidae
Gene: usp37
Product: ubiquitin specific peptidase 37
Exons: 24
Coding region: 234-3038 (934 amino acids)
Biological process (GO): G1/S transition of mitotic cell cycle; protein deubiquitination
Cellular component (GO): cytosol; nucleus
Molecular function (GO): cysteine-type deubiquitinase activity; cysteine-type endopeptidase activity
Source: RefSeq, a predicted model, not a curated record
CUAAAUUUUCACAUUCCCGCCAUCAUCGGCUGCUCGUGGGAUGCGAGCGCAGAUAACAUCAUAGCCGGCAAAACUCACACACUGACAGUGCGUCACAUUGAGCGGAUAUAUUCAUUCUCCGGCGCUUUCUUCAAGGAAUUACCCUCCCGCAGGGCUUUUGUUGUAGAUCAUUGGUCGCAUCUGUUCGCCCUCAAUUGUGUCCAGAGCCGGAGUUUUGAGCGCCUCUUGCACUCAUGGCCGUCGCAGUGCCCAAGCUGACCAGCGGUGGCGCUGUCCGCAUCCGUAUCAGAUGUGGGGAGCUGGGGACCACCAAAUGGAAAGAGGGAGUCUUUGAAAUCCACGAGAGGGAUAACAAAAUAAACCUGGUAGUGAAGUUCAACAGUGGCGGUACGCCGAGAAUGUUUCAGCUGAAUCACAACGUUAAGCAGGUUUCGUGGUAUCAAACGCAUGGCCCAAACCGUGUGACUUUGACUCUGAAAGACUCCAGCGUUGUCAUGAUGGACAAACUGUCCAUAUUGGUUGCUAAAAAAAUGAAGGAAUACCUUGAAAAUGUGAGGGUUGGAAAACCAGCAGUUUUAAAGACAAACCAGGGAAGUGCUAGUUUUGGAUUAGUUCUUGGGAAUCGUGCAGCACAGAAUGACUCUGGUCUUUCUCCGUCAGAUAAACAGAGCACUCCCAGACGUCCAAGUCUCGACAGCAGAGAGGACAGCACACCCCGAAAGCCUCUUGGGAGUCCUAGUCGGGUAACUUCAACACCUGGCCGCAAUGGGCUCUCUGAGAACAGGAGUGAGAAGAGGAAGAGGCUGAUGAACUCUGAUGGUGAUAUGACAGAGGACUACCCCAAAGAGAAUGACUCUUCUAGCAACAAUAAGGCCAUCACAGACGCAUCCAGAAAGUUUCUGCUCAGCUGCAAAGAGAAACUUAAGCAGUCAGAGGAGAACAGGACAACUGCUCCACACACGCCUGCCCCUCUCCAGCCGACAUCCUUUUAUGGGAGCAGGACAGGAACUAAAGAUUAUUCACAGACCCAUUCAUUUUUUGACAGGCCCGGCAGUACAGGCCAGUGUCCCUCUGCUAAAAGAAGCCUAAUGUUACCCAAUCACUCAACUCCCUUUAAAAAGGUGCGCCCAACUUUGGACUAUGGUGGCUGGAACAAACCAAGAGCAUCCACAUUGGCUCAGCCUCAACCUCCACUGCAAGGAUUUUCCAAUCUUGGGAACACCUGUUACAUGAACGCCAUACUCCAGUCACUUUUCAGCCUGCCCUCAUUUUCAAAUGACCUGCUGAAGCAGGGCAUUCCAUGGAAGAGGGUCCCCGUAAAUGCUCUUCUGAGGCGUUUUGCUCAUCUGCUGGCUAAGAAAGACAUUUCCCCUCCAGAAGUCAAGAAAGAUCUUUUGCGGCGAGUGAAGAAUGCUAUUUCCUCAACAGCUGAGCGUUUUUCUGGUUACAUGCAGAAUGAUGCCCAUGAGUUCCUGAGUCAGUGUCUGGACCAGCUGAAGGAGGAUGUGGAGAAGAUCAACAAAAGCUGGAAGAACGAGCCCUCAGCCUGGGAGGAGCCUCAGAGCGCACGGUUAGCAGAUGAGGUGGACACUUCACGCAUUUACACCUGCCCGGUUACAGUCAACAUGGAGUUUGAAGUGCAGCACACCAUAACAUGUAAAAGCUGUGGAGAGGUGGUGACGAAACGUGAACAGUUCAAUGACCUGUCCAUCGACCUGCCGCGCAGGAAAAAAACACUCCCUUUGAGAUCCAUACAGGAUUCUCUAGAUCUCUUUUUCAGGAUGGAGGAGAUUGAGUAUUCCUGUGAAAAAUGCAGUGGAAAAGCAGCAACCGUCUCUCACAAAUUUAGCAGGCUUCCCAGGGUCCUGAUUCUUCACCUCAAACGCUACAGCUACAACAGUCAGCUGUCUUUAAACAGCAAGCUGGGCCAGCAAGUCCUAAUCCCCAAAUAUCUCACGCUACUCUCACACUGCACAGACGCCACACGUCCCCCUCUCAGCCUCGGCUGGAACGCACAGACGGCAAUCUCCAGGACACUGAAAAUGUCACAGUCGGUCAACUCUUCAACACUACGAAAAGGUUCUCAAAAGCCAGAAAGCUCGGGCAGUAUGUUGUGCGACUCUGAUAGUGAGGAGGAGCUCGUCAGAAAAGUCGGUCGCAAACAUCACUCAGAAGAUGAAAGGACGGAAGAGGUGCAGCACAAUGCACAGGUCGAGCACUCGGAGUUUAAUGCCAUCAAUGACGAGGAGAUGCUGGCAGCUGUGCUGGAGAUGAGUCGCCACGAUACUAGUUUGUCCGGAUGCCCCGAUGAUGAGCCAACCAGCAGCCCAGACACAGGGUUUGGAGAUGCUGACGGGCAGGACCUGACUCAUCAUUUAGAACUGCUGGAUGGAGAGAAACAGCCUGCAGAUGCUCUGGAGUCUCUAGAUCUAACCAUGGAUGAGAAUAAGGAGAACCAGACGCCUGAAGGUGUGCAGGGAGAGCUGGACUGGGUGCAGCAGUACAGUUUAGACCAGGAGCGAGAAGAACAGGAGCUGCAGCAGGCCCUCGCACAGAGCCUACAGGAACACGAGGCGAGAGAGAUGAGGGAAGAUGACGAUCUGAAGAGAGCUACUGAGCUCAGCCUGCAGGAGUUUAAUAACUCUUUGCCAGAGCUGCUGUGCUCUGAUGACGACUCUGGGAAUGAAGAUGGCCUGGAUAUGGAGUACAGUGAGGCUGAAGCUGAAGAGCUCAAGAAGAAUGCUGAGACUGGAGAGCUUCCGAACUCUUUCAGACUCAUCAGUGUGGUCAGUCACAUCGGCAGCAGUUCAUCAUCAGGGCAUUACAUUAGUGAUGUUUAUGAUAUGAAGAAACAGUCCUGGCUCACGUACAAUGAUCUGGACGUGUCCCGCACACAGGAGUCCACUGUUCAGAGAGAUCGUGACAGGAGCGGAUACAUCUUUUUCUACAUGCACAAAGAUGUGUUUGAGGAGCUGUCUGAGCUGGAGAAGGCAGGAGGGAACAGCGAUGCCGGUCGCACAGUGCUGCAGCCGCUAUAAACGCUCUUGUACGCUUUUAACAUCCCAUCCGGGUGGAUCCUUCUGCUGAUGAACAGCUGAACUGAGCCAAGGGUAAAUGUGACACCCUUCAUCAGUACUACUGAAGACCGUCCACACACACAUGCACCUACUUUGGGCACUUUUCCUUUCUAUUUCUCUUUCACUUUUCCCAUUUCUCCCUGUGAAAUACUGUUGCCGUUUCAAAUGUAGACUUGCAGUUAGAUGGGUAAAUGUUCUAGAAACUCAUAGGUACAAAAUGUUUAUAGGGAAAAGCAAAGAAAAUAAAUAUAUAAAUAUAGAAAGCAAUUUUGAGUUUCUCAAAAGGUGUGACUUCGAUGUCAAUGAAGUUGCUCUUUUUUUUUUUUU